AUGCCAAGAAAAAUUCAUUUUCAAGUUGUUUAUUCAUCAAGUUCUGAUGAACAAUAUCCUGCUAGUGAAUUAAAUCAUCAUGGACCAUUAGUUAAAGGUUGGCAAAGUAGUCGGUUUUGUUCAUAUCCUCAAGAACUUAUUCUACAAUUUGAACAUGCUGUACGACUUAGACGUGUACAAUUACUUGCUCAUCAGUUUUUAAUUGCAUCAAAAAUUGAAUUUUUUCUUGGAGAUUGUACUUCUGAUGAUAGUGUAAUACUUGAAAAUGCACGUUAUACUCGUCUUGGAUAUAUUGAAUUAUCGAGUAAUGAACGAACAGAGUUUAAAGCACGAGAACUUAAGUCAAUACAUGUGGAUGCUGAAGGAAUGUUUUUAAAAUUAAUUAUACAUAAAAAUUAUUCUAAUCGAUCGAAUUUCUAUAAUCAAGUAAGCAUUGUUGCAAUCAAUGUACUCGGUGACGAUAUUGACAAAUUCCAUGAAAACAGUGAAAAUCAACCAGAGACGACAACAACCAGAUCGGAUCAGAUCUCAAUCAUAGAUGAUCUAGCAUUUGCUAUGUAUCAAGAUCCUGAAAUAGCUGCAAUUAUAAAAAAUCUCGAUCGAAAGAAACAAGAAUGUGUUCGUGAUGAAAAAUUUGACCAAGCUCGAAAAUUUAAACAAGCUACACAAGAAUUAAUAAAAGUUGGAGAACGUCUUGCUCGUUAUGAGGUGGAAAAACGACAAGCUAUUGAAAAUGAAGAUUAUGAUAUAGCACAAUUAAAAAAAGAUAAAAUGGAACUUUAUCGUGCUGAAACAUAUAGACAAUUACAAGUACUAAAUCUUCUUGAUGUUGUUAUCGAAAAUGGUAAAGGAACUGACUUUUUAAAACGUUUACACGAAAUUGUAAACAAUGAACAACAUCAAAAUGAGUUUAAACAGGAGACUCCUCAUAUACCAAAACAACAAAAUUCUAAACGCACUCGUAAUACAGUACAAACUCGUCGUUCACCAGAAUCAAAUGUAUCUUAUAAUGGACCGCAAACUAUGCAUGAAUCAUCAACAUCUAUACAACCAGGACAUGGGAAUACAACACGUCGUACAAGUAUUGGUGUCGGUGGAAAUAGUGGUGGUUACGUAUCACCCGAUUUCCCGAAACCACCUACACCCUAUGAAGAUAAAGUUGUUCCAACAUUACGAAAUCGUAAUCGUACUGAUGGCGGACAUGGUCAUGGUUCAGUAAUGGGAAGUACUGAUAUUGGAGGAAUAAAUAAUGAAGAAACAGAAAGUAUGUAUGGUGGAACAAAUGUAGCAUCAAAUGAUGAUGCAACUGCUGGGUUAAAUCAAGCUGAAAUGAUUGAAGCUAAUCAAAUGAUGAUUGUUUUUGAUAAACAAUUGAUUGGUAAACUUUAUCAUCGAAAUCAUGAAGAACGUGAAAAAGCUUUAGAUGAAAUAUAUCAAAUAUUAAAAUCAUUUUCUGGUGAUCAUGAAGAUGCUCGAGCUUAUUUACGUGCUGGUAGUUUUGUUGUUGCUCGAAUGUUUCGUUUUGAUGUUCUUGCAACAUUUUCUCAUUCACUUAAACUUUUUCAUUUAUUAAUGAAUGAUUAUGUACGACAACAUUCGAUUCAAAAACAAGAUAUUAUUGCUAGUUUAGAACGUGUUUUACCUGUUUUAUUACAACGUACAGGUGAUUCAAAUGCUCGUUUGAGACAACGAGCACAAGAAGCUAUUAUUGAAUCAGCAUCAUAUCCAGAAUUAAAACCUUUACAUGUUAUACCACAUUAUUGUGUUUCACCAUUUAAUAAAACAUGUGCACCUAGAUUAGCUAUUAGUCGAUGUGAACUUAUUGAAGAAUUAAUGAAAAUAUUCGAUGUUAAAGCAGGUGAUAAUGGUUUAAAUGUUGAUAAUGUUAGUAAAUUUUGUGCACAAGCACUUGAACAUAAUGCCGGUGAAGUACGAGAAUUAGCUAUGAAAAUUUUCCUCAAUUUAUAUAAGAGUGAUGGAGCAAUUGUAAAACGUUAUCUUCCACCUGAUAAUGAUCAAACACGUCGAAUUAAAAAAUACCGUGAUAUUUUUGAUGCAUUCGAUCGAAUGGAUGGGAUAACAACGACGGAUCCGUCUGAAACUGGAAGAAAAUCAGUUGGAGUAUCAGAAACUGGAAAACGUGAUAGUCAAAAACAACAACAUACUGCUCGUGAACAACAAAAAUCUUUUGAUGGAAAAUCAACAAGAAGUAAAUCUCGAACACCAACUAGAUUCGAUCGAAAAACACCAACAACUAGUGUGGCUGAUGAAUCCGAGUUUACACCAGAAAAUACAUGUAUUUUUUGCGGUGAAAAAAAUGAAGAUUUUGUACGUGAUGGUCUCGAACAACAUUAUUGGACAAAUUGUCCUAUGUUACGACGAUGUCAAGAAUGCAAUCAAGUAGUUGAAAUAGGUAUUUAUGUUGAACAUCUAUUACGUGAAUGUGAAAAGAAAGGAAAAUAUCAACAAUGUCCUCGAUGUUCAGAAGCAAUAGGAAAUGAUUUUGAUGUUCAUAUUAAACUUAAAGAAUGUCAUGAAACUCAACCAAAUACAAGUCGUUGUCCAUUAUGUCAUACGAAUAUACCUGAAGGGGAUCAAUCAUGGCGUGAUCAUUUAAUGGAAGUUGAUGGUUGUGUUAAAAAUCCACGACGUAUUCAAGCAUUAAAACAUAAUACACAUACUUCACAACAGAAAGCAGUUGUUGUUCCAACAUCACAAGUAAAUAUAAUGAAAAAAUCAACAACAGGUGGACAAAAAAAAGUAACAACAACUGUUAAAUAA
Molecule: messenger RNA, 2781 nt
Organism: Adineta steineri
Lineage: Eukaryota; Metazoa; Rotifera; Eurotatoria; Adinetida; Adinetidae
Source: the annotation of a GenBank genome assembly